GGGAUGUCUCGCAAGGCACUUGUUCUGGAUGGGCUUUGGUAUUGCCUAUGCCCAUCUUUUACCUCCAGGCCAUUAAAUUGCGCCAGAACACCUCUCUUGAGGGGGAAACGCAACAAUUACUUCCCCGGAAUUCUCGCCGGCUCGAUCUCCGCAUCCCCGCGAAGAUGCCUCAGCAGCAAUUCCGCCAACGCUUUUCACGGUAGCCGCUCCAUACACGAACAGAAUUUACGAGGAAGUCGCGGAUAUGUGUCACCAGAGGAAGAUCGGAACCCCCAUGUUUCCAAUGCGGACGAAACUCUCGAACACGAUGCCGGCACGUUCCCAGGGACAGAAAGCUCGUCUACGAGUCCACAACGCAAACGUCCACCGGGGGUGCCCAAGACGCUGGCGGACAGACCGACGUCAUACUUAGAAAACAGACUUCAGGAUAUAACGGCGACGAACCCCAACAUCGUCAGUACGACGCAGAUACUACGGAUUCUCAUUCGAGACCGCCAUGUACGACCCGACGCGCGACACUACCGGGCAUUGAUCCUGGCCAAUUCGGACGCGGAACGAGGUUCGCCAGAGGUGGUUCGCCAGUUGCUGGAGGAGAUGGAAGAGAAUGGGAUCCCGGCGGAUUCGGGCACGCUUCAUGCGGCGGUACAGUCUCUUGCUGUCCAUCCCGACUACAUCUUUCGUCAUGAGAUCCUCCGCACCCUCCGAGACCGAUGGUUGCCUUUGAGUCCUGCGGGGUGGCAUUACGUGGCUGCUGGGCUCGUGCGGGAACACCAAUUUGAGUUGGCGUUGGACCAUAUCGAAAACAUGGAGAGAAGAGAUAUAUCAGUAGAGGGCUGGCUUUACAACAUGCUUAUCUACUACCUCUGUGAAUUUGGGGAGUUUGACGAGAUCGUUCGGCUUAUGCGACUGCGUGUAAACCAGGGGCAUACUAUCUCAAAGGAUCUGUGGCGGCACGUGUUGGAUGCCGCCAGUGCCGCUUCUCACCACGAAACCACUCAUUACAUAUGGCGACAGAUGGUGGAGCUGGGAUACCUGCGUCCGUCAUAUGGCGUCUGCCAAAAUGUCCUCACGGUGGCAUCCCGCACGGGUGACACGGAGCUCGCUUCGUCGGUGAUACGGCUUCUAGCCGAGAUCGAAAUGCCUCUGAGCUCAGAGGAUUAUGAAAAAGUUGCCGAAGCCCAUGUGGUGCAAGGCGACCUUUACUCCGGGUUCGAAGUCCUGUGCAGGAUGGCCGCGGCAGGCAUUGCCUUGCAACCAAGCUCCACGCACGCCAUUCUCACCUACAUGAUCCAGGAGAGGGUGCAACCGCGGGAUGCCUGGGCGAUUUUGAAACAACUGAAAUCAUCAGACUAUGCGAUCCCGCUAAAGUGCGCCCACGUCGUCCUGGAACUUUGCGAACACGAAGCUCUCCACGACUCUUCCUACCUCGAUGAAGGGGUUACACUUUACAAGGAGCUCUACGCGCUCUGUCCAGACAAGGCCGAUGUCAGUGUUUUCAACACACUGGUCGGCAUGUGCCGACGGGCGAAGAACACCGACGCAGGCAUGUUCAUAAUCAAGGAGAUGGCAUCGCUCCGAGUUGUGCCCAACACCACGACGUUUGAACACUUGAUCCUCAUGUGUCUGGACGCCGGCAAUUCCGAGUCCGCAUACAUGUAUUUCCAAGAUCUACUCGCGCGGGGUUCGGGUCUCAGCGAGGACGCGCGCAUCGAGAUCCGCGAGCAUUGUUCUCAGCUCGAUGGGGAAUACGCCCAGCAACUACGACAUCACCCCGAGAUCCGGGGCAGCCAGAGGGAAUACUCGGAAGAAUAUCCACCCUUCACGCAGAGAGGACCGUCUAAUUGGCCGCCAGAGUCUCCGGGGGAGUUUCAAAAACGUACACCAAGACCGGUGGAUAAGGAGGCGCGGCGCGCGGAAAGCAAGGAGCGCCGCAAGCGAAAGCGAAGACGCUUGGCUAUUGCCCGCGCUCAGGAUGAGGACGACUGGAUGGAUUAUAAACCCGGGGGGCUCGUUCCUGAUCCCAUCCCAGGGGAUGAGAAAAAACCAUCCGAGUGAUCUUUCCCAUUGUAGAUAACGGCAACAAGCCGAUGAGAGUAUCGCAGUAUACUACCAUCACAUCAUGUACAUUAGCUAGCAUUCUUGGAGCAUAUUGAUAAAAUGGUAAUGGGCGGAUAACAUGGAAGCAGAAUACGGCGCAGUUCAGAGAUGACAACCGAUAGUAUCUUCAAUUCCUCUCCAU
This is a messenger RNA of Aspergillus candidus, 2239 nucleotides long. Its product is annotated as pentatricopeptide repeat protein. The record is from RefSeq and is a predicted model, not a curated record. The coding region runs from base 4 to 2055 and encodes 683 amino acids. NCBI's taxonomy places the organism in Eukaryota, Fungi, Ascomycota, Eurotiomycetes, Eurotiales, Aspergillaceae. Gene Ontology annotation, molecular function: protein binding. The transcript has 2 exons.